AGUGGCUCUCCCAGCUUCCUGAGGCGAUGGAGGGAGAGAGCACUGAGCAACUCCUGGCUGUUUUCAGCUGCUUCUAGCCCAACAGAAAGGGCUGAGGCGAGAGAGAUGGAGACAGCGGCGCACAAAUACGACGACGGCGCAGAGGAGAAGGUGGCCUGGUCCGCCCACUGCAUGUGACUACAGCCAGCUUUGCGCCAGCCCUUGGGCUCCUGCAAGACUCCCCGAGGCUUUGUGGGCUUGUCGAGAAAACUUCAGAAGCUCCCCGACCCCCUUUUGGGAGAGGACCAAGACUUACCGUUUCAUCAUCAGGCUGCGACCAACCCCACCGGGACGGGCGGCUGGCUCUCUGCGUUGUCCAGAAGAACUGGCAGACUCGAGGUGGCCUAGGUUGCCAGCCUAGAGCAGCCGUUUGUCACCCCCUCUUAUUUUGGCUUUUGUGGAACCUGGCACCCCCCAAACAUGCUUUUCCUGGUGCUUCUGGCCAUGCCAUUGGUGAUGGGCCCCAGUGGCACAGCCAUGGCACUCUCUACCUGCCAGACCUUGGACUUGGAGGUAGCCCGGGCACGGAGGGUCCAGGCCGUGCGAGGCCAAAUCCUCAGCAAGCUGCAGCUGGCAACACCUCCCGAGGAAGAGGAAGGGGUGCCCGAACAACCGCCCCCCGAGGUGAUGCUGCUGUACAAUAGCACGCGGGAGUUGACGCGGGAACGGCCGGCCUGCGGCGGACGGAGCACCAGCAGCAGCAGCAGCAGCGAGGAAGAGGAGUACUACGCCAAGGAAGUGCGGCGGGUGGAUAUGCUGCCCGCCGGGCAUGCUGACAACUCCAUCGCUAGCACCCAAGCCAGCCCCUUCUUUCGCCUUCUGCGUUUCGACGUCUCGGGUGCAGAGCGCAACCUCAGCAGCCUCGUUCAGGCCGAGCUGCGCAUCUACAGGGUCCCAAACCCCCGAGCGCGUGUGAUGGAGCAACGCGUGGAGUUGUAUCAGGUGGUACGGGCAAGAGAGCCUUCAGGACCAACCCAGCGUUACGUGGAAAGCCGAACGUUUCACCCAACUGAUAGGGCUGAGUGGGUAUCCUUUGAUGUCACAGACACCAUCAGCCAGUGGCUGGAUAAAAGAGAGAGAAACCUGGGCUUCAAGUUGGGAGUGCAUUGUCCCUGCUGCACUUACGUCCCUGCUGGAAACACGAUUAACCCCAACCACAGUGAGGAGCUGGAGGCUCGGUUUGCAGGCCUGGAUGACGAUCUUAUCAAGGAAGCCUGGAAGGGGCGUGCAAGGCCCCCAGAUCUCAGCGGCAAAGCUCCGCACCUGAUCCUCACUCUGCUGCCCCCCCACCGGUUGGAGUCCCCACCCAAGGGACGCCGUCGGAGGUCAGCCAACACUCCCAGCUGCGCCAGGAGUACAGACCAGGGCUGUUGCCUGCGCACCCUGUACAUUGAUUUCCGCAAGGAUCUGAAGUGGAAGUGGAUCCACCAGCCCAAAGGCUACAAGGCAAAUUUCUGUGCAGGGAACUGCCGUUAUGUAUGGAGCAUGGACACGCAUUACAACAUGGUGCUCCCCUUGUACAACAAGCUGAACCCCGAGGCCUCGGCUGCCCCAUGUUGUGUCCCCCAUGAACUGGAACCCUUGACCAUCCUCUACUACGUUGGCCGCUUGCCCAAAGUACAGCAACUCAGCAACAUGGUUGUGAAAUCCUGCCGCUGCCGCUGAGUGUGUGUGUGAGGGGGGCAGGAACCGGUUUCAUGGAAGGUGGGAACUGGACUAACUGGAGUAAAGGGACAUCCCUUCUCAUCCCUAUCAGUCUCUCUGUCCCAAGGCUACUGGGAAAAGGAUUCUCAACCUGACAUUAUUCCAUCCCCACCCACCCCGCCA
Molecule: messenger RNA, 1866 nt
Organism: Lacerta agilis (Sand lizard)
Lineage: Eukaryota; Metazoa; Chordata; Lepidosauria; Squamata; Lacertidae
Product: transforming growth factor beta-2 proprotein-like
Exons: 7
Coding region: 460-1704 (414 amino acids)
Biological process (GO): transforming growth factor beta receptor signaling pathway; regulation of cell population proliferation; BMP signaling pathway
Cellular component (GO): extracellular region
Molecular function (GO): type II transforming growth factor beta receptor binding; growth factor activity; cytokine activity
Source: RefSeq, a predicted model, not a curated record